Durusdinium trenchii is the source of this 1833-nucleotide messenger RNA. The record is from the annotation of a GenBank genome assembly. NCBI's taxonomy places the organism in Eukaryota, Dinophyceae, Suessiales, Symbiodiniaceae.
AUGGAGGGUGAAGCGUCCCAAUCGGUCUUCAUGGGCCCUGGACAGCAGUUCUAUGUAGCUCGAACCCUCAUGCCAGGCAUGAAGGCAGCGGCGCUACUGUGGGGGCGUUGGAUGGCCCUCAUAGCAAGGCUGCGACAAGGCAUGUUCGAGGAGGAGGAGCUGGUCGUGGUAGUACUCCCCAAGAAAGUGAUCCUGGUGAUGCAGGGCGACCAAGUUCGAAGGGACCAGAUGGCCGCAUUGGUGUUGACGUCCCUGACGGCUUUGGGAUUGAACAUCCAGUGGGGCCGAGGCAAACGUGGACGGGACAUCCUCGUCGACGGGGCGAGUCUGACCAAGACACAGCUGGGAGGAGAAGUGGUCCAGCUGGCAUGGCCCACACAGAAGUUCGUACAGUUCCAAGAAUUACUGGAAGCCCAGGACCAGGCACCAGAAGUGGUGGAAGUCAUGGGCCAGCACCUGUUCGAGAUCGGACGCGAGCUGCACCGCCGGUACCCAAGUAGCAGGGAGAUGUACUUGCUCAUGGGAUGCGUGUGGCUGCGCUGGUCAGAAUUAGAGGAACGGGAAAGGAAGGAGGCCAGGGCGCUGAAGGAAGACUGGGGCCUCCUGAAGGCGAAAGUGGUGCAGGGAAUGGUUGAGAGCGAGCAUCGAUUCGCCACAGAAGUGAGAGUUCGGCUCUAUCUGGAAGAGUUCAAGGUGACAGCUGUGCUGCAGACGGGCACGAGGCUGGCUCGAGUGCUGGUGACGCACACCAAAGCAUCAGAGUGGGCCAGGCUGGGUUGGCCGCGAAGGCAAGAGGUCGGAUGGAGCUCGAAGGUGUGGCUGGCCUUGCUCAUAACGCUGAAGCAUUGGCCUGCGGCCCUGCGGCUGGUUGCCCCGACCUUCUUGAUCCAGAGGGAGCAGUUCCAGGCUUGGUCGAAGAUGGCCACGGGCCAGAGCGCUCACACGGACUUGUUCCUGCGGCAGGAGUGGCAGGUACAGCUGGUUCGCCUGAGCCUCGACGGCUGCAAAGUGGAGGAGGACACAACAGGUGAGCCGCGAGACGACCGGGUAGCGGACGCGGAACCAGGGGCGAACCUGGGUGGCGGGCUACUGGUUGAAGGGGUCCCGUUGAUUGACCUGCCUUGGCUCAACGAGCACCGACCUACCUGCCAUGCUAGAUGGGCGGACCAGCACUUAUGGGGCUGGGCGCGGAGAACUCCAUGGAGGUGGCGAAGGGCGGACCAGCCAUUAAAGAGGAGGAACCAGAAGGAGAAAGCGGAACUGCAGAAGUAUGGUAGAGAGAAAGGGACAGCAGGAUGGGCAGACCAGCCAUUGAAGAGGGAGAACUGGAAGGAGAAAGCGGAGCUGCAGAAGUUUAGUGGAGAAAAGGUGACACUAAGGAAGAGAGAAAAGGUGACGAUGGGCGGACCAUACGUCGCAGAUAGAGAACCAGGGGGAAAAAGGGUAGCUGCAGGGUAUGGUGAAGGAAAGGGGACACACGAGAGCAGAGGAAAAGGAGUCCAAAGGAAGUUUCACCGAGGAAACAUGGAGGAACAAGGUGAGGAACCGGGAUGGAAGCGCACUGAAGAGGAGCUGAAGUGCAUCAAGGUGUCAAAACGUGAAUACGAAGAAGGAAUGGAAGGGCACAGCCGUGCAGAGACGCUCGAGGUGGGCCCGAGAAAAGGACAUGCUGAUUACCGCUCGGAGCCAAGCAGCAGAAGGGCGACGGUGUGGUGGAACCGCGAGGAGGCGAGAAGGAAGAUGGGCAAGAAUAGAAUGCCAAAGGAAGGUACGCGAAGGAUAGAGGAAAGGGAAAGCGCGCUUAAAGAGGUAUACGACCGCGAGGGCGGCUGA